Molecule: messenger RNA, 1026 nt
Organism: Cucumis sativus (cucumber)
Lineage: Eukaryota; Viridiplantae; Streptophyta; Magnoliopsida; Cucurbitales; Cucurbitaceae
Product: transmembrane emp24 domain-containing protein p24delta9
Exons: 4
Coding region: 129-773 (214 amino acids)
Biological process (GO): Golgi organization; intracellular protein transport; endoplasmic reticulum to Golgi vesicle-mediated transport
Cellular component (GO): endoplasmic reticulum; COPII-coated ER to Golgi transport vesicle; endoplasmic reticulum-Golgi intermediate compartment
Source: RefSeq, a predicted model, not a curated record
CAUAUUCUAAGUUUGCUGAUCUUGUAUUCAAGUUCAAAUCUGUAUAAUCUGCUAACGUAAAAUUCCCUCAAUCGCCGUUUCUUAAGAUUUUGAAUUUGAUGAUCUCUUCAUCUUAACUGCCGGAAUCAAUGAAGAUGCCCAAAUGGAGUUUCUUGGUUUCCAUUAUUUUAGGCCUCAUAUCAACUGUUGUUGUUGAUUCUAUGCGCUUCGAUCUUCAAUCCGGCACCACCAAAUGCAUUUCCGAUGACAUCAAGGCCAAUGCCAUGACCGUCGGAAAAUAUUCGGCAGUUAAUCUCAACGAAGGUUUUCCCAUUCCCGAUUCUCACAAGAUCACUGUCAGGGUUAGUUCGCCUCAUGGCAACACGUAUCAUAAUGCGGAUCAUGUGGAAUCUGGACAUUUUGCGUUCACUGCAGCCGAGACUGGGGACUAUACUACAUGCUUUUGGGUUCCCGAACAAAAUCCUCCAGGUUUAGUUUCUGUUGAAUUUGAUUGGAGGUCCGGUGUUUCUUCUAAGGAUUGGUCUAAGGUUGCUAAGAAAGGCCAGAUUGAAGUAAUGGAACUUGAGUUGAAGAAGUUGUCCGACACAAUCACCUCCAUACAUGAUGAGAUGUUUUAUCUGCGUGAAAGAGAGGAAGAAAUGCAACUACUGAAUAGAUCAACGACUACAAAGAUGGCCACUUUUAGUAUCUUAUCACUGGGAGUUUGCUUGUCUGUGGCUGCUUUACAAUUAUGGCAUCUCAAGACAUUCUUUGAACGCAAGAAGUUGCUCUGAUUUUUCUCCCACUCUCUAUUUCUGAUAUAUUCUUCUCUAACAAAUUACUUAUUAGUCCUUUUCUUUUCCUUUUUAAAAACUUCAAAAUUUAAUAAUAAUAAUUUGGGUAUUAGAUGGAAAAGUUUAUGUUGGGCCGUGGGAAGUAUUGAGACAUCAACGUUCCUUAAAUUUCUACAUUACUAUGCCAUGUUCGUGUUUAAAGAUACGUUUUUAAUUCUUUUUCUUUCCAAAUAAUUAAAGAAAAAUUUAUUUA